CAACUACUGCAUCCAAGACGCCAGCUGCAUUAACAACCUCCGCUCCUGUAGAACAAGAUAUGCGCUUGGUUAUCAGUGGUCACGGCGCAGUGUUCGAGCGAGAGCGAGGGCCAAGAAACAGCAUUUCGAGAAAAGCAAGUAGCGUGGAGUCGGCCAACAGUGGAGUUUACCUUCAGGGGGCGUCUAUAGAUACUAGUGCGCAGUCCUCAGUAAGAAAAGUCGGUGCGAUCACACCAACCCCGUUGAGCGGCAGGAGUCACGCAUCGUCAUCUAUUUUCCAGGUAUCGCAGCACAGCCGGCAGCAGUCAAUCAUUGGCCUGGCGCCAGGAGCCACGACGCCGAGAUCGGAAGCUCCGGUUGAAAUAGGAGACGCACCUACGGAGCAAGGCGGUCGAUCUACCACGUCUGGCAGAAACACAAAUACUUUGAUGCGAAAUAUUAUGGCCUUGCAGCGUAAAACGCCGCGCGAGGAAGACGUCAUAUCUUUGCAGACUGAAACAUUGAGCCAGAUCGCUGAUCAGUCGGAGUUGAGUCGACCUACGACUGCGCCAAAGGUGUCAAAAUACGAUCAAAUGCUGUCCCGCGUCAAGGAAGAGUGGGGCUUCGCCGACACCGCGACGGCAGCAGCGUUCUUACAGUCUCAAAAGAAGAUGAAGCGGAUGCAGCUCAAACGCAAACAGGGCCCUGCUCCUGCCAGGCGAGGCACAUCGACAGGUAACCCUCAUACAAGAAGUUUUCUUCUGGAAGACUUCGGUGUAGUGAUUUAUUAAGGAUGCCGAUGUCUUCGUUCUAAAGUUUUCUUUUCAGAGAAUGAAUUUUUGCCAUUCAUCAUCACCUCAUAGGUCUCGAAAAGAGUGCAGCCAGUACGCCCGCGUCGCGUAGUGUCCAUGGUUCUGACCGCGCACCACGUGUUGACACCACGCCAGCAUCGAUACAGGGUCACAACGCGAACUUUGAAGACGAGGAGCGUAGAGGGGUACUACGCGGAUACCCCGAAGGGACUCCCGACGGAGGGGAAAAUCGACGCAAGAGGCUUCCUUCGACUGGCCUUUACGCAGGAGAUGUGUCGUCGCGGAGCAGCAACAAAGAAAACAACUUUCAACAAGGAAUAGAGCAACUUUCCUCUCGUAGUGGUGGCCAGCACCACAUGGUUCCUCCAAGUAAGAAUUCUAGCCGUGGAGGAGGAGCCGUUGCACACAGCACGCGCGCAGGCGGGCGUCAGAGCAUGGCGCGACCGCCUGACGUUGACAAGGAAACUGUUGUUCGCGAAAGUACACGCGCUGCGCGGGUCGCUUGGCCAGCACGGAAAAACAUGGGGCCAAAAGCACAAGACGCUAUUGCCGAAUACAAGCGCAUGAAGGAGCGUGAACGUCAAGCUGCAGCAGCCUCACAGGAAGAUGGAACGCGCCUGCCGCCAUUGCAGCAGUCAGGGAGUAUCCUUGAAAACAGUGCUUGGGGAGCAGCGAGAAACCGAUCUGAUUAGUUUUCGACUCGUUUGAGAUUUCUGUCGUCUUUCUUGUCUUUGCAAAUUCUGAGCAUUGGUUUUAUUUAGUACAGCUUCAACUUGCGAGUACCUCUUCAUCUGAGUACAUUUUUCCGUCUUGAUUAUCUGUUUGACUCUCCGCAUUUGCUGUUGCGCAAUGUGGGACGCGUUGAAAAUUUACACGCUGUGCUCGUGCUUCAAGAUUUCUCUGUUUCUUAGCUUCUUCUCACUCCGUUUCUUGCUGACGCGAAAAAGUUGAUCAAAUGCUGAGUGAAAAGUUUUUUGGGAUUAAGGUCGAGUCGAUGGCAGCUGGUAUUACAGAC
Molecule: messenger RNA, 1806 nt
Organism: Amoebophrya sp. A25
Lineage: Eukaryota; Dinophyceae; Syndiniales; Amoebophryaceae
Source: the annotation of a GenBank genome assembly